UAAAAAAAAAAAUUAUCAUCAUAUAUUUCCAAUCAAAAAUUAAACAAGAAAUUAGUACACUAAUUAUGUCUUCACCAUGCAUAAUGUUUGAUCCAUCCAUGAUCCAAAACCAACCCAAAUUACCAAAAGAGUUCAUAUGGUCUAAAGGGUCGGGUUACGAACCCGAUAGUAAUAACCAACAAGGAAACCAUGAUGUGCUCAAUGAGCCAUUGGUUGACUUAGAAGGCUUCUUUAGGGGUGAUGAGGAGGCUAUCAAACAAGCUUCUGAGUCAAUCAAUAAGGCAUGUAUGACCCAUGGGUUCUUCCAAGUGACGAACCAUCGGGUCGACUCGAGCCUCAUCCGGGCCGCCCAUGAUCAAAUGGACGGGCUUUUUAAGUUGCCUAUGGAGAAGAAGUUAAGGGUUCAGAAGAAUAAAGGGGAAAUGUGUGGUUAUUCUGGUGCUCAUGCUCAUAGAUUCUCUAAACAACUUCCUUGGAAAGAAACUUUCUCUUUUGGGUAUAAUUAUGUUGAUAAUGAUGAUGAUCAAGAGGGGGUUAUUGUGUCCGAUUACAUCAAAUCUUCAUUAGGGGAUGAGUUUGAAUUUGCAGGGUGGGUGUACCAAAGAUAUUGUGAAGCCAUGAAAGAUCUAUCUUUAGUAAUAUUUGAACUAUUGGGUAUAAGUUUGGGAGUUGAAAAACAACAUUUUAGGAAGUUUUUUGAAGAUGGGAACUCCCUAUUGAGAUGCAAUUCAUACCCACCAUGCAAAGAACCAAGUCUAACCUUUGGCACCGGUCCGCAUUGUGACCCGACCUCUUUGACUAUUCUACAUCAAGACUUGGUUGGUGGCCUUGAAGUUUUUGCUAACAACAAAUGGCAAGCUGUUCGACCUAGACUUGAUGCCUUUGUCAUUAACAUUGGAGAUACUUUCAUGGCAAUGUGUAAUGGGAGAUACAAGAGUUGCUUGCAUAGGGCAUUGGUGAACAAAAAGAGGGAAAGAAGAUCAUUGGUAUUCUUUGUGAAUCCAAGAAAAGACAAAGUAGUGAAGCCCCCACAGGAUCUUGUUGACAGAGAAGAAGACACAACAAUGAGCAGAAGAUACCCUGAUUUUAAAUGGCCUCAAUUGUUGGAAUUUACCCAAAUGCAUUAUAGAGCUGAUGUUACUACCCUACAAAGCUUUUUUCAAUGGUUACCCUCUUCCAAUUUGCUCUAACUCUCCGGGUCGCCCUUAGAAAAUCCAGUUGCUUAUAGAUCACGUUAAAGGUCAAACAACUGAUAAUACAUUUUGACGAUUCAUACUUUGCAUCGUGUUUGUUGAUAAGAUAACUGUUCGACAGAAUAUGAUGCGGUCGGUCAUUGAUCACCAUAUCCAGACUUAUCGAGAUAUAUAAUUUUAUUGAUGACAAGACUAUCCUAAUUUAUGUUCACUUUUCCUUUUGAUUUGUUUUGAUUUGUUUACUCUAUUUGUUUUUAUGAGUAUUUUUGCAACUCUUUAGCUAGAUAGGCUUGUUAUAUAGGCUUGUUAAAGGAAAAUAAGAUGUAAUAUAUUUUCUUGCUCAUUUAUGUUUGUUUCUUUUAUCAACUUGUCCUCUUUUUAUUAUAUAAAACGUUCUAUUUUAUACUUACUA
Spinacia oleracea (spinach) is the source of this 1605-nucleotide messenger RNA. RefSeq names its product gibberellin 20 oxidase 1-D. Lineage: Eukaryota; Viridiplantae; Streptophyta; Magnoliopsida; Caryophyllales; Amaranthaceae. The record is from RefSeq and is a predicted model, not a curated record. The transcript has 3 exons. Bases 66 to 1190 code for a protein of 374 amino acids.